This is a messenger RNA of Brassica napus (rape), 3672 nucleotides long. RefSeq names its product probable inorganic phosphate transporter 1-3. Gene Ontology annotation, molecular function: phosphate transmembrane transporter activity. Gene Ontology annotation, cellular component: membrane. NCBI's taxonomy places the organism in Eukaryota, Viridiplantae, Streptophyta, Magnoliopsida, Brassicales, Brassicaceae. The coding region runs from base 2041 to 3603 and encodes 520 amino acids. Gene Ontology annotation, biological process: phosphate ion transport; transmembrane transport. The transcript has 2 exons. The record is from RefSeq and is a predicted model, not a curated record.
UUUUAGAUAUUUACUUGUGACAAUGUUGAUAAAUUUUACAUAUUUUUAUAUUUUUGAAUAUCCAAUAGAUAUAAAAUUUAAAAUAAUUAACAUAUUUUAGUAUAUAAUUGUGAUUUAUAUAAUUUUGGCAUCCAGAAUAUUUUAGUUUGGAUCAGAUUCGGAUAUUGUUAUCUGAAUAUUAAACUUUUAGAUCCAUAUGAGUACUUAAUAUGUUUUAGUUUGUUUUUUGUAUUACUUUGAAAUCUAGCUCGGUUCAGUUUUUCGAAUCUAUAUAUUUUACCCAGACUUAUUUUCUUCUAAUAAUAUAAAGAAAAAUAAAAUAAAUGUAAAACAAAUAUUUUGGGCUGAUUUAACAUACAUAUUAUUGGACCAUACUUUAAGAAUACCAAUAAAAACGGUUUGGCGUCGUGUCAUUUUUGUUGGAAUGUUGAAAAACUGACGUAAUCUAUAACCAAUAAUGUGUAUCUUCUUAUAAAAACUUCUUAAUAAAUAAUAAAAACACGGUACAAUCGAGUUAAAAGUGUUAGAGUUGCGUAGAAAAUAAUCUGAUCUCUUCGGUCGGCACUUGAAUUAUGUUUUUCAAUCAUGAACUUUUUUUAUUUUAAAGCUUUUCUGAUUUUUUCUAUCAAUCUGAUUAUGUUUCUAAUUCUUGGCAUGAUAUGAAACUCCGUAAAGAAAAGCAAUAUUUGGUUAAACUAAAAGUUCGACUCAAUGUGAUUUUCUAACCUCAAUUUCUUUAAUUCAUAACCAAUCACAAUUAUGUAUUGUCUUCGUGUAUAGAAACUUCAACUAUGGCUAAUCGACAAUAUACGAAACUUUCAAUUUCUAAAAAAAAUUCAUUCCAACAUUUUAGUUGAUGCGAAUCUUAAUGAUUUUGUAAUUUUUUUCUUUCAAAAUGUUAUUAUUCAGUAGUUGCACAUAGAGAAUUUCAGUUUACUAAUACUAAAGUUAAAAAUGUAGAAACUAAAAAUGAACUGAUUAAAAAAAUUGUGUGAACACACUAAAUUGUCUGCGACGGAGUUAAAAAAAUUAGUGCUUUGAACACAUUAAUUGUUAAAUGAUUAUGAAGCCGACACGUCAAUAUACUCAAAUUUAAAUCGAUGUGAUACUGCCACGUAUCCAGUAUAGUGUGAAAAAUGACAUUGUUUCUUUAAUAUAUAAGAGAUAUUAGAUAUCUUAGACUUUAAUAGGAUUUAUAUUUUUAUUUUUAAAUUUAACUUUACUUUCGGUAGUUUUCCUUGGGCAAAGCUGGUUGUCGACAUUUUAUUGACAAAUCCAAGACUUAAAUUAAAAGGAAACGUUUAAAAAAUUACUUUCAAAAUUAUUGUCUUAGACUUUUUUUUUUUUUUUUUUGAAACUUAGUUGACAUUUUAUUAACAAAGUCGACUUUGAUUAAUCUAUACAAAACGGCGAAAAAUUCAGUAGAUGUAACGGGAAAUAUAGUAAUAAUAACUAUACAAAACAAUAAAUUGAUAUGUAGACCCCAUCAAUACACCAUAUCCAGAAGAGCAAAUAGAAAAUUUCAAGAAAGUGAAGGAAGCUAAAUUAAAAUUAUAAAAAUGUGGAUAUACCCACAAGAUGCCGGAGGGUUUGCUUCUAUAAAUUGCCGUCGUCUCAGCCACCAAAACCACCACGGCACAACCAACUCUCUCUUUCUUUUUUCGACUACUUCUCAUUCCUUCUUCUUACUUCAUCACCAUUGACGUAGUGUGACGGUGAGGUUAGUUACAAAUUUUUUUCAUCAAAGCAAAAACUAAGGUAUCGUUUAUAAUGUCUAUAAAUUAUUGUUCAAGACUAUAUGUUUUAGACUAGUUUGUUCAUAACAAACGAUAGUGUUAAAUUAAGUUUCUGUAAGGCUAUUAUGUCGAGCUUAGUUUUAUAGAAUAUGAAAUAUCAUUCAGUUUAAAAGUGCGUCUCAAAUUACUCUUUCCAACGUCAAAAAUGAUCUAUCGUGCAACACAAAUAUUUAUAUGACAAAUAUUCAGGAAAUGGUAUAAACUUUUAGUAUGUAAAAGCAGGAGAGACAAGAGAGCUGCUGAGAUGGCCGAACAACUAGGAGUAUUGAAGGCACUCGAUGUCGCAAAAACGCAACUUUACCAUUUUACCGCAAUUGUCAUUGCGGGUAUGGGUUUCUUUACUGAUGCCUACGAUCUCUUCUGCGUCUCCUUAGUUACCAAGCUUCUUGGCCGCCUCUAUUACUUCAAUCCGUUGUCAGAAAAGCCUGGCUCACUUCCCCCUCACGUGGCGGCUGCGGUCAAUGGUGUUGCUCUCUGUGGGACUCUUGCUGGUCAGCUAUUCUUUGGAUGGCUCGGUGACAAACUCGGAAGGAAAAAAGUGUAUGGUAUCACUUUGAUCAUGAUGAUUGUGUGCUCCGUGGCAUCCGGUCUCUCCUUCGGUAACAAAGCUAAGGGUGUCAUGACCACUCUUUGCUUCUUUAGGUUUUGGCUGGGAUUCGGAAUUGGAGGUGACUACCCACUUUCUGCCACCAUCAUGUCCGAAUACGCUAACAAGAAGACUCGUGGUGCUUUCAUCGCUGCCGUGUUCGCCAUGCAAGGUGUUGGUAUCUUGGCGGGAGGUUUUGUGGCACUUGCCGUUUCUUCCAUUUUCGACAAGAAGUUCCCAGCCCCAACGUAUGCAGUCAACAGAGCUCUCUCAACGCCUCCUCAGGCUGAUUACAUUUGGCGAAUCAUCGUCAUGUUUGGUGCUCUACCCGCAGCCUUGACGUACUAUUGGCGUAUGAAGAUGCCCGAAACUGCUCGUUACACAGCUUUGGUGGCAAAGAACAUCAAACAAGCAACACAAGACAUGUCUAAGGUCUUACAAGUAGAGCUUCAGAUGGAAGAACGAGCAGAGGAUAUCGUACAAGAUCCUAGACUUAACUAUGGCUUGUUCUCCAAGGAAUUUGCCAAACGCCAUGGGCUUCCCCUCCUCGGAUGUACCUCAACUUGGUUCUUGCUUGACAUUGCAUUUUACAGCCAAAACUUGUUCCAAAAAGAUAUUUUUUCGGCUAUUGGAUGGAUCCCAAAGGCAGCAACCAUGAACGGAAUCCACGAGGUUUUCAUGAUCGCUAGGGCACAAACACUCAUUGCACUUUGCAGUACAGUCCCCGGCUACUGGUUCACGGUUGCGUUUAUUGAUAUCAUGGGAAGAUUUGCGAUUCAGCUAAUGGGAUUCUUUAUGAUGACUGUCUUUAUGUUUGCCAUCGCCUUCCCGUACGACCACUGGAUCAAACCAGACAACCGUAUCGGCUUCGUUGUUAUGUACUCUCUCACCUUUUUCUUUGCAAAUUUUGGUCCAAACGCGACCACCUUCAUUGUACCGGCUGAAAUCUUCCCGGCCAGACUAAGGUCCACAUGCCAUGGAAUAUCAGCUGCAACAGGUAAGGCUGGAGCCAUCGUGGGAGCUUUUGGUUUUCUAUACGCGGCUCAGCCACAGGACAAGACCAAGACAGAUGCAGGAUAUCCACCGGGCAUCGGAGUGAAGAACUCUCUGAUCAUGCUUGGUGUCAUUAACUUUGUUGGUAUGCUCUUCACCUUCCUUGUCCCUGAGCCGAAAGGAAAGUCCCUUGAAGAGCUAUCCGGUGAAACUGAGGUUGAGAAAUGAUCUGAGAUGUAAUAUUGUUUUUGGUUUGUUUAAACUUCUUUUUCAGAUUUUAAUGGACUUAUUCUUGGG